Molecule: messenger RNA, 996 nt
Organism: Naegleria gruberi
Lineage: Eukaryota; Heterolobosea; Eutetramitea; Acrasida; Naegleriidae
Exons: 3
Coding region: 1-996 (331 amino acids)
Source: RefSeq, a predicted model, not a curated record
AUGGCUAUUCUCCGUUAUAUUGUUGUUCAUACAAGGUGGACAGCCCUCUUUGCCUCUGUCUUUUCCAAACAAAAGUCAAGUGUAGAAAUUCUACUCAAAUUGGGUGCCAAUCCAAACAUUCCAAGUGAUAAAGGAGAAACACCACUUCAAUUUGCCAGAAAGCAAAAAUUGGAUGAUCUUGCCGAAUUACUCUCCAAGAAUACAUCUUCAUCAGCAAUACUUAUUGAUGAUGAUAAUACAACAUUAUCAAAUCCUAGCCUUCCUCCAUCCAAUUCUAAUUCUACAAACAUUUCCGUAGUCUCUAAUUCUUCUUCUUUAUCAUCAGCACAACAUGUAAACAAUAAUAAUAACAAUAAUAUUAGUAAUAGUACUUCUAUGAUUACUAACAACAAUAACAGCAAUCAUAAUAAUAGUAGUGUUGUUUCUAGUAAUACUGUUCAACAUGCAGAAGAAGAAGGAAAACAAAAUAAUGAUGAAGAGAAUAUUUGGGAUAUCAUCAAUGAAGGAAUUAAACUUUCUGAAGAUUUGGAUGAGAAAUUGAAUGGACUUUCACUUUCGGAUAAGAAGAGUAGAGUGGAAGAAGAGGAAUUGCUCUUGUCUCCACUUGUAUUCGAAAGUGAAAGUUUACAAGUGAUUUCGUUUAGAUAUCCUGAUCAUUUCACACAUAAAUUUGGUGAUUUGGAUUACACAACUAGAAUGCUAACCAUUCACUUUGUGUUGGAAUCAACUUUAUUGACAGAACAUUUAAUUUCAAAAUUACAAGGAAAGUUUAAUGUUGGAAAUGAAUUUAAACUUGUGGAAAAUCAAGUUCCAACAAGAAAGAUUUCAAUUAAAUAUCAAGUUUCAAAGGAGGUUGAUUUGAAUACUUUGAAAACCUCUAUUACUGAUAUACAUUCCAAAAUUGGGAAUGAUAUCAAGCCAUUGAGAUAUUUACUCUUGAUAUUUUCAAAGAAUAAGAAAGUGGUCAAUCUGGAAGAGACAACCAUCGAUCUGUAA